Vitis vinifera (wine grape) is the source of this 2690-nucleotide messenger RNA. RefSeq names its product pentatricopeptide repeat-containing protein At5g06540. The record is from RefSeq and is a predicted model, not a curated record. The coding region runs from base 270 to 2141 and encodes 623 amino acids. NCBI's taxonomy places the organism in Eukaryota, Viridiplantae, Streptophyta, Magnoliopsida, Vitales, Vitaceae. Gene Ontology annotation, biological process: RNA modification. The transcript has a single exon. Gene Ontology annotation, molecular function: RNA binding; protein binding; zinc ion binding.
CUUGAACUGUGAUAUACAGGAUCCUGAUACCCAGAUUAACUUGACUAAACUGGAAAGCUGGAGUAUGGAGAAAGGUCAGUUUCUAUUUGUCGUGAAUGGUUUUGCCGCAUUUAGUUGUUCCAAGGCAAUGCAGAUCCUGGAAAUUGUUCCUGAAACCCUUAUUUCUCAUGCCGGUUUCACUUGCCAGCUCUGGGGUUUUUGGGUUCCUAAGGUCUACUCUGAAUAUGGUCUGAGAAAAAUAUAGCUUUUUACCUUGUUGGUUGCAAACAAUGAGUAGCAGCAGUAUUGGAAGUUCUGUAUUCAAGACACUGAGAUUAAAGAACCCAAAGCUUUUCUCCUUAGAAACUUGCUCCGAUCUCACUCACUUGAAAAUCAUCCAUGCUUAUAUGAUCAGAACACAUAUCAUCUGCGAUGUGUUCGCAGCCAGCCGCCUGAUUGCCUUCUGCGUAGACCCCAGUUCUGGAACAAGCUUAAUUGACUAUGCAUCACGAAUCUUCUCACAGAUUCAAAACCCCAAUCUCUUCAUCUUCAAUGCCAUGAUCCGGGGUCAUUCAGGGAGCAAAAACCCAGAUCAGGCCUUCCAUUUUUAUGUCCAGUCGCAACGCCAAGGCCUCCUUCCUGAUAACCUGACCUUCCCAUUUUUGGUCAAGUCAUGUACCAAAUUGCACUGCAUAUCCAUGGGUUCUCAAGCCCACGGUCAUAUCAUCAAACAUGGGUUUGAAAAAGAUGUUUAUGUUCAAAAUUCUCUUGUUCAUAUGUAUGCUACAUUUGGGGAUACAGAAGCAGCUACCCUCAUCUUUCAGAGAAUGUACUAUGUGGAUGUUGUCUCUUGGACUUCCAUGAUCAGGGGCUUCAACAAAUGUGGAGAUGUGGAAUCUGCCCGCAAGUUAUUUGAUCAAAUGCCGGAGAAGAACUUAGUUACAUGGAGUACAAUGAUCAGUGGCUAUGCCCAGAAUAACCAUUUUGAUAAAGCUGUGGAAUUGUUUAAAGUUCUUCAGUCACAAGGAGUGCGAGCAAAUGAGACGGUCAUGGUGAGUGUGAUAUCUUCAUGUGCUCAUUUAGGUGCUCUUGAACUGGGGGAAAGAGCACAUGAUUAUGUAGUCAAGAAUGGCAUGACUCUGAAUCUGAUCCUGGGAACAGCUCUUGUAGACAUGUAUGCCAGGUGUGGGAGCAUCGAUAAGGCUGUUUGGGUUUUUGAAGAUCUGCCAGAAAGAGACACUUUAAGUUGGACUGCUCUGAUAGCUGGACUAGCUAUGCAUGGUUACUCUGAGAGAUCGCUCAAGUACUUUGCAACGAUGGUGGAAGCAGGGCUAACCCCAAGGGACAUCACCUUUACUGCAGUAUUAUCAGCUUGCAGCCAUGGUGGCCUGGUUGAAAGAGGCUUCCAGAUUUUUGAGAGCAUGAAAAGAGACCACAGGGUUGAACCUAGGUUGGAGCACUAUGGAUGUAUGGUGGAUCUUCUAGGCCGAGCAGGGAAGUUGGAGGAAGCUGAGAGGUUUGUCCUCAAAAUGCCUGUGAAGCCUAAUGCCCCUGUUUGGGGGGCAUUGCUUGGGGCCUGUAGGAUUCAUAAAAAUGCAGAAAUUGGGGAAAGGGUGGGGAAGAUAUUGAUCCAGUUGCUGCCACAACACAGCGGGUAUUAUGUUCUUCUGUCAAACAUUUAUGCAAAUGCAAAGGAGUGGGAGAAAGUGACAGAGAUGAGGCAAAUGAUGAAAGCCAAAGGAUUGAAGAAACCGCCGGGUCACAGCCUGAUUGAGUUGGAUGGGAGAGUCCACAAGUUCACGAUUGGAGAUAGCUCACACCCUGAAAUGGACAAGAUUGAGAGAAUGUGGGAAGAGAUUCUGAUGAGGAUAAGGGCAGCAGGGUACAGGGGAAAUACUGCAGAUGCAUUGUUCGACAUAGAUGAGGAGGAGAAGGAGAGUGCUCUUCACAGGCAUAGUGAGAAGCUAGCCAUUGCGUUUGGGAUGAUGAGGAGUGAAGCAGGAACACCAAUUCGGAUAGUGAAGAACUUGAGAGUAUGUGAGGACUGCCACACAGCUACCAAGCUGAUUUCAAAAGUUUUUGGGAGAGAGUUGAUUGUGAGAGACCGAAACAGAUUCCACCAUUUCAGACAAGGUUUGUGUUCUUGCAUGGAUUACUGGUAGAAGUUUGAAUCCAUGCUAUUCAGUAGCCACAUCUUCCAAGCUCAAUCCAAACUCUAUUCAGUAUCUCUCUCUCAACCACCAGCCCCAUUCUUCUCCCAUGCCUUAUAAUGAGGGGAAGCAGGCAAUUGAUCAGCAACAUAUAGUUGAAACUUGAAACAACAGCUCAUUGUUGGAUCUCCACUUGAUAGAUCAUAACAGAUGUUAUACAGGAGAAAGACAAGCUGAUGAUAAGAACCAUUGCCAUAUUUCAAGCCUUUUAAAAAGGCAGAAUGCAUGAAAGAAGUCACAACAGCAUCUGGAAUUCCAAAUGCAUAUGUGCUUUCUUGUAUGCCUUCACCUGUUGCUCCUUGGGUAUCGGAUUUCUGGCCAACAGUCUCAACUGCAGCAUUUAGGGCAAUUGAAGUCGGCUCGUUGCAAAACUGCACACACACACAAUGUAAUUUUAUUCUUAUUAGCCAGCAGCUGGUAAUGCUAUAUAUAGCCAUAAAAUAUGCCAACACAUGUAUCUAAUGACAUGGUUCUCAGUAAUAUAAAUAACUGAAAGCUAAA